AUGAACUUUCUUGAUUUUCACCUUUUCUACAUCUGUUUCUUUUUUUCAUUCUUUUCCCUCGUUUUUUUUUGUCCUUUUUUUGUAUUCUUUUUUCUUUUUAUAUUUAUUCUAUUCACUUCUUGUUCGUUUCUUUCUUUCUCUCCUUUAGCCGUUUCUUUUUUUCCUUCCACAUUUCUCCUUUUCUUCUUUUACACACUUUUCUACCUCCCUCGCUUUAUCUUUUUCUUCUACGAUUCCAUUCCUUUUCCCGCCUUCUUUCUCUCCUUCCAUUCUUCUUUUUUUCCUUCUCACUCCUUUCAUUAUUUUACUUGUUCCUUCCAAUCGACUCCAAAUCCUUCCUUUCCUUCUCGUCUUCUUACCUUUCUUCUUUUUCUCCUACCAUUCUUACAUUUUAUUUCCUUCUUUGCUUCUCACUUUCCCUCCCAAUUCUUUACUUCCUUCCUUCCUUCCCUCCUUCCGACUUCCCAAUCCUCCUUUUCACACUUUCCUUCCAUCCUAUAUUUCUUUUCCUCACAAUUCAGCACUUCCUUCCUUCCGACUUUCCUAUCUUCCUUUUCCCACUUUCCUUCCCUCCUACUUUCUUUCCCUCCCAUUUCUGUACUUACUUCCUUCCUUCCUUCCUUCCUUCCGACUUUCCUAUAUUUCUUUUCCCAAUUUCCUUCCCUCCUACUUUCUUUCCCUCCCACUUCUGUACUUCCUUCCUUCCUUCCGACUUUCCUAUCUUCCUUUUCCCACUUUCCUUCCUCCUACUUUCUUUCCCUCCCAUUUCUGUACUUACUUCCUUCCUUCCUUCUUUCCUAUAUUUCUUUUCCCAAUUUCCUUCCCUCCUACUUUCUUUCCCUCCCACUUCUGUACUUCCUUCCUUCCUUCCGACUUUCCUAUCUUCCUUUUCCCACUUUCCUUCCCUCCUACUUUCUUUCCCUCCCAUUUCUGUACUUACUUCCUUCCUUCCUUCCUUCCGACUUUCCUAUAUUUCUUUUCCCAAUUUCCUUCCCUCCUACUUUCUUUCCCUCCCACUUCUGUACUUCCUUCCUUCCUUCCGACUUUCCUAUCUUCCUUUUCCCUUUUCUUCCCUCCUACUUUCUUUCCCUCCCAUUUCUGUACUUACUUCCUUCCUUCCUUCCUUCCUUCCGACUUUCCUAUAUUUCUUUUCCCAAUUUCCUUCCCUCCUACUUUCUUUCCCUCCCACUUCUGUACUUCCUUCCUUCCUUCCGACUUUCCUAUCUUCCUUUUCCCACUUUCCUUCCCUCCUCCUUCUUUCUUUCCCUCCCAUUUCUGUACUUCCUUCCUUCCUUCCUUCCUUCCUUCCGACUUUCCUAUAUUUCUUUUCCCAAUUUCCUUCCCUCCUACUUUCUUUCCCUCCCACUUCUGUACUUCCUUCCUUCCUUCCGACUUUCCUAUCUUCCUUUUCCCACUUUCCUUCCCUCCUACUUUCUUUCCCUCCCAUUUCUGUACUUACUUCCUUCCUUCCUUCCUUCCUUCCUUCCUUCCGACUUUCCUAUAUUUCUUUUCCCAAUUUCCUUCCCUCCUACUUUCUUUCCCUCCCACUUCUGUACUUCCUUCCUUCCUUCCUUCCGACUUUCCUAUCUUCCUUUUCCCAAUUUCCUUCCCUCCUACUUUCUUUCCCUCCCACUUCUGUACUUCCUUCCUUCCUUCCGACUUUCAUAUAUUUCUUUUCCCACUUUCCUUCCCUCCUACUUUCUUUCCCUCCCAUUUCUGUACUUACUUCCUUCCUUCCUUCCUUCCGACUUUCCUAUAUUUCUUUUCCCAAUUUCCUUCCCUCCUACUUUCUUUCCCUCUCACUUCUGUACUUCCUUCCUUCCUUCCUUCCGACUUUCCUAUAUUUCUUUUCCCACUUUCCUUCCCUCCUACUUUCUUUCCCUCCCAUUUCUGUACUUACUUCCUUCCUUCCUUCCUUCCUUCCUUCCGACUUUCCUAUAUUUCUUUUCCCAAUUUCCUUCCCUCCUACUUUCUUUCCCUCCCACUUCUGUACUUCCUUCUUUCCUUCCUUCCGACUUUCCUAUAUUUCUUUUCCCCCUUUUCCUUCCUCCUACUUUCUUUCCUCCCAUUUCUGUACUUACUUCCUUCCUUCCUUCCUUCCGACUUUCCUAUAUUUCUUUUCCCACUUUCCUUCCCUCCUACUUUCUUUCCCUCCCACUUCUGUACUUCCUUCCUUCCUUCCUUCCGACUUUCCUAUAUUUCUUUUCCCAAUUUCCUUCCCUCCUACUUUCUUUCCCUCCCACUUCUGUACUUCCUUCCUUCCUUCCUUCCUUCCGACUUUCCUAUUUUCUUUUCCCAAUUUCCUUCCCUCCUACUUUCUUUCCCUCCCACUUCUGUACUUUUCCUUCCUUCCUUCCUUCCUUCCUUCCUUCCUUCCUUCCUUCCUUCCUUCCUUCCUUCCGACCGACUUUCCUAACUUCGUUUUCCCACUUUCCUUCCCUCCCACUUCUGUACUUCCUUCCUUCCCUCCUUCCUUCCUUCCCUCCUUCUUUCCUUCCCUUCUUCCGACUUUCGUAUCUUCCUUUUCUCACUUUCCUUCCCUUCUACUUUCUUUCCCUCUCACUUCUGUACAGCCUUCCUUCCCUCCUUCCUUCCGACUUUUCUAUCUUCCUUUUCCCACUUUACUUCCCUCCUACUUUCUUUUCCUCCCACUUCUGUACUUCUCUCCUUCCUUCCUUCCUUCCUUUCGCCCUUAUUUUCUUCAUUCAAUUCUUUAUUUUUCUUUUUUUUCGCUCCUUCUUCCCUCUCACAUUCCUCCACACUUUCUUUCCCUACCACUUCUCUCUUUCAUUCCUUCUGUUCUUUCUUGUUUUUGUCAUUCCAUUAUUAAAUUUUCUUUUUUUCCUUCAUUCAUUACUUCCCACUUUCUUUCUUUCGCUUUCUUUUUUUCUUCCUUUUGAUACCCCUCCCCCAUAUUAUCCUACUUUCUAUCCUUUAAUUCUUCUUUCAUUUCCCAAUUCAUUUUCUUUUUUCCUUGCUUCCGAUCAACCCGCUUAUCUCUUUGCCUUCUAUAUUUAG
This is a messenger RNA of Acanthosepion pharaonis, 3018 nucleotides long. NCBI's taxonomy places the organism in Eukaryota, Metazoa, Mollusca, Cephalopoda, Sepiida, Sepiidae. The record is from the annotation of a GenBank genome assembly.